This is a messenger RNA of Saprolegnia diclina VS20, 2697 nucleotides long. RefSeq lists its product as hypothetical. The transcript is spliced from 8 exons. Gene Ontology annotation, molecular function: protein serine/threonine kinase activator activity. Gene Ontology annotation, biological process: mitotic cytokinesis; metaphase chromosome alignment; meiotic spindle midzone assembly. Bases 41 to 2638 code for a protein of 865 amino acids. The record is from RefSeq and is a predicted model, not a curated record. Lineage: Eukaryota; Oomycota; Saprolegniomycetes; Saprolegniales; Saprolegniaceae. Gene Ontology annotation, cellular component: meiotic spindle midzone; nucleus; chromosome passenger complex.
GGAUGGACUCGCCCGAGCAUGCGACAACGUCGACGGAAGCAUGGCUGCAAGCUCGACGUGGCUGGCUGCGUACUGCAUGGAGGCCGCGCAGGAGCUGCGUCGAGCGCCGAUGAAGCGGACCCGGCCGCGCUUGAACCUGAGCGACCUCGACCCGGGCUCGGCGAGCGAGACAAGCGAGCGUCCCACGAAGAAGCCUCGACGAGGAAAGAAGAGAGGCCGCGCGAUGGCGGACGGGGCAGCCCCGAGUACCCCAACCGAUACCAAGGAAGAAGAGCUCAUGAAGCUGCGUGUCGUCGACCUGAAAAAGAAGCUCCAGACGCGUGGUCUUGUGUGCUACGGUCUCAAAGCUGUCCUAGUGCUGCGCCUUGCCGAGGCCAUGCGGCAGGAAGAGAUGGCGCUGGACGACGACGACGGUCCAGCCUCGAUCGAUGGAAACUGCUCUAUCAGCGCAAUCGACGACGACAGCCCAGCGGCGUCUCCUUGGGGAGAAAUCGGAUCGCCGGUCCCGACGGCCAAGUCGUCCAAGCCAGCUGCGCGCAAUCCGGCGCGAUCCCUUGCCGACGCGUUCGACGAGGAGGCGUCGCCCGACCCGAGCACGCAACCGAGCGCUAUCUCGAACGAACCUUCAAGCUCAGCGUCCAUGGCAAGUCCGAUGCACUCGAACGUCGACGGCGCCGCUUCCUAUCCCCCCAUCGACCCGCCGGCCGAGACACCCACCCACGAGAUCGCUAUUUUGCUCAAAACGCCUCCACCUGUACCAGCCUCUCUCAGCGACUCGAAAGGCUUGUCUUCUCGUAUGAAGUCCAGCCGCUCCCCGAUCGUCCCGCUGAGUCAUGCUGCAUCUCCGACGGCCCCACUGCAUGCAACUCUGGUCCAAGUCGCUCCAACCGCGCCGGACAACGCCACCACGACAACGGUCGACACGGCGCUGGUACCGACAGAGUCUGAACGUGCCAGCAACGAGCCCGAGAGUCUGCGUGGCGAUACCGACGCCGCACCUUCAGCAGGUGACAUUCUCAAAUCAACAAAGUCGCCGGCAGAGACGGCCGCCGUCGGUGGCCGGCCCGACUUGAUGUCCUCGGACAGCAGCAGUCAAUCGUCGGACGACGACGAGCACAGCACGUCCUUUUUGGCCAAGGGCUUUGCGACGAUCAAGUCGGCCAUGCAGCGCCACGUGCUAGGUACCUCGGUGCGCAAGACGCCGCCACCGACGUACAUUGAACUGGAGCGGCUCUCGAUGGCGCCCCGACGAAGCUCUUUGGUGCCGCCCCUGUCGGUGUUGGACCUCUCGACCGCGCGGCUAAGUCCUGUGGCGUCGCCCUUUGACGCACCCGGGAUACCCGAGGGGCGCCUCUCGUCCCCCGAGCUGCGCGACGUCAUUGAGCGCGAGUCCAAACGGCUGCGCGAGACGGCGCGGGCGCUCGCCAAACAGCGCGUCGCCAAGGAGCGUAGCCUUUCCAAGGCGGUCGAGCCACUCUUUCAAGAGCCACCGCUGGUGGAGCACGACCAAGUGUCGGCUGCGAGCUCGAGUCGACAGUUGCACCCAGGAUCGCGGACGUCGUCGGUCGCUGCGCCGCCAAGUGCGCUGAGCAAGCGCCCGCCCAACCUCGUCUCUGGACUGACAUCCUUUGGUGCGCGCAAGCGUACGUCCUCGACGUGCGGGGCGACGAUGAUUCCGUCGCUGUUGGAAGCCGAGCGGAGUCGGUUGGCGGAUGAGAAGAAGAUGCUCGAGAAGGAGCUUCGGCGCGAAGCGCUGCACCAAAAGUACGCCAUUCACCGCAAGCACGACGACAGCGUCCGCAAAAAGCCGCGCGACGAGCCGGACAAGGUCCGUGACGAGGCGGCAGAGAAGAAGCAGCGAGACCUUGACGCGGCGCGGAAGCGGCGCUUGCAAUGCAUGCACGCGGCGCAAGAGGCCAAGAAGAUGCAAGAGCGGGAAGAGAGAGAGAAGGCCCGUGAAGCGACAGAGAAGAAGCAACGCGACUUUGACGCGGCGCGCAAACUGCGGCUACACGACAUGUAUGCACAAGAAGCCAAGAAGGUGCCGGACCGAGCCCGCCCCACGCACAAGAAACCGCGGAGUACCGGCAAGCCCGCGGUGCCCAGUGUCCAGCAUGCGACGCUCAAGAGACUCAAGGAGCCGGCGACGCUACCAAAAUGCCCCGUCAAGACCAAAAUGUCGGCCAAAGGAACCUCGUCGCGCAAGGCCAUCAAACCGACCAUCAGCGGGCUACCAACAAAGCGCCAAAAGAUCACUGCGGCCAAGAGCGUUCUCGAGGUUGAGCCUCCCGCCUCGUACACCAUGUCCGAGCCCGAAGAAAGCGACGAGAGCGACAUGGACACGGAGGACUAUGCGGCGCUCAACAAGCCGCUGCCGGCUUGGGCCCAGAAGGCCAACCUCGACCAAGCCCUCGCAGUCCAGUUUGGGCCGCACGGCGUGGACCCGAGCACGAUCUUUCCCGACUUUGUCGGCUCGUGCGACCUCAAGCUCAUUUUUGAAGGCUACGUCGAGCCAAAACGCUCGUUCCAUCGACGCACGAGCUCGGGCAAUUGGCACAUGGACCAGCCAACGCGGCUUGAGAAAGCCCACUACAAGCACGUCAUGGGCUUUGGCGCCGCGACGACCUUUGUCGCCUAGUCGCAGAUACAUAGAGUGUCAAGUUGUACAUUGAAAGAGUGAGAUCAAGUUUGUUUGCA